CGCGCCCAUCGUUCCGUCGCGGCGGGGCGGGCCGCGUCUCCUCGGCGCCGCCAUGUCCUUGUGUCUGGCCAAGCUGGGCCGGGCCGCGGCCGCCGCUCGGGGCCGCCUGGGGGGAGCCGUCCUGCCGGCGGCAAGAAUUCAUCUCAGCUCCAAGCAGAAUUUGGAGUAUGGCUGGCUGGCUUAUAUUCUGGGAGACCGAGCUUCCAAAAGGUUCACUGAGUACAGCAAAGUCUUUACAGUGGAGGGAAACUUAUCCUCUGGGAAGGGCAAACUUGCACAGCAGCUAGCAGAAAAACUAGGAAUGAAGUAUUUCCCAGAAGCAGACAUCCAUUACCUGGAUAGAAUCACGGGAGAUGGGACGCUGCUGCCUGAGAAAUUUAAUGGUUUCUGUAACCUGGAGAGGUUUUACAACGACCCCAAGUGCCCUGAUGGACAUUCCUAUCGACUGCAGGCUUGGCUCUUUGGGAACCGUGUUUUACAGUAUGCUGAUGCCUUGGAACACCUGCUGGCCACAGGCCAAGGUGUGGUGAUCGAGCGCUCUCCCUACAGCGACUUCGUGUUCCUGGAGGCAAUGUUCAAACAAGGCUACAUCCACAAACGGUGUGUUGAUCACUACAAAGAGAUCAAAGAGAUCAGCAUUUCUGAAUUCCUGCCACCUCACUUGGUCAUUUACAUAGAUGUACCUGUUGCAGAUGUGCAGAGGAGGAUUCAGGAGAAAGGCAAGCCAUAUGAGAAAAAGGUGUCUCCUCAGUAUCUCCAGAACAUUGAGGAUGCUUACAAGAAAACCUUUCUACCACAGAUCAGUGAGACCAGUGAAGUUCUGCAGUACUCAGCAACUGAGGCAGAGGAUGUGGAGAAGAUAAUUGAAGACAUUGAAUACCUGAAGUUUGACAAGGGGCCAUGGCUGGAGCAGGAUGAUGUUUCUUUCCAUCAGUUGAGACUUUAUGUUCAGGACAAAAGUGGAGUGCUGGAUCCUCAAGCCAUCCCUCGUUUCAUUCCAGAAAUCACAAUCGGAGGCAUUGAGUAUGAUAAAAUCUAUUAUGAGUAUCGAUCGCUUCCUGGUCGCAAUUUUAGGCCAGGCUACAAUGCUGAUGUUGGUGACAAGUGGAUCUGGCUGAAGUGAGAUCUUCUCCCUUUGGAGCCCUGGCCACAAUGGACCACAGAACUUGAAGAAGAAGCUGAGUUCACUAUGCCUGCUCUGCCUGAAUUGUGUAGCACGGAGGGAAUGCUGGUUAAAUAAUCUUUCAGCUACAGCAUCAGAGAGUGGACUCAUAGAAAGGAAAAAUCACUUCUGGUUUGUUCUUCCCUGGUGAAUUCAGUCUUUGGAUAUUGGAUAGUCAAGUGUGUGGUGGUGAAGUGGUUUGGUAUUACAGGAGCAGUCUUUGAGAUCAAUGCUGAACUUCCUCUUCAUCAAGACUGUGGCAUAAUAUUAUACGGGAUUGUUGUUGGUUUGCUGAAUCAAGAGAAAUUAAACCUGUAUCCUUGUGGCUCUCAAAGUUAA
Molecule: messenger RNA, 1501 nt
Organism: Calypte anna (Anna's hummingbird)
Lineage: Eukaryota; Metazoa; Chordata; Aves; Apodiformes; Trochilidae
Gene: NDUFA10
Product: NADH:ubiquinone oxidoreductase subunit A10
Exons: 10
Coding region: 53-1123 (356 amino acids)
Biological process (GO): mitochondrial electron transport, NADH to ubiquinone
Cellular component (GO): cytoplasm
Source: RefSeq, a predicted model, not a curated record